UCUUUUUUUCCCAUCCAGACGCACUGGUGUGUGACAAGAACAGCUAUGCAGACAGUAAAGCGGCGCUCAAGCACAUCCUGACGGCAACCCCGGGCACCCCGAACGCUCUUUUUCCACAGCCUCCAGAAGUGGGGUACCUUCAAGAGAAGACUCGAAUCAAGGGAUGUCACAGGAAGCCUCCAAAUGAGAGAUACUGAAGCGAACGAAGGGAUACAUCCAGUGACUGAAGAGUUGACUGCUCAUCUCGACUCGUUCGAUUCAUUCUGAACGAGGUGGAUUUCUUUGCACGUUCUUGAGGGAACUGCAGGUGGCUGGAGAACUUUACUGAACUCAGACUAAUUCUGAACUAAGACGACAGUUCAAAAAGGACAAUUAUGGCCAACUCUGGGUUUCAGCUUCUAGGCUAUUUUCUCGCUCUGGGUGGAUGGAUUGGCAUCAUCUCCACUACGGUGCUGCCCCAAUGGAAGCAGUCCUCGUACGCAGGGGACGCCAUCAUCAUGGCCGUGGGCUUGUACGAAGGCCUGUGGAUGUCCUGUGCAUCUCAGAGCACGGGCCAGGUGCAGUGCAAGAUCUUUGACUCCUUGCUCUCUCUGGAUGUCCACAUUCAGACCUGUCGAGCUCUGAUGGUAAUCUCAGUGCUGAUGGGAUUCAUCGCUAUCAUUGUGAGUGUGGUCGGGAUGAAAUGCACAAAGGUGGGUGACAACAACCCAUCCACCAAGAGCAAGAUCGCCAUCUCUGGCGGGAGUCUGUUCCUGCUCUCAGGUGUGUGUACGCUGGUGGCCGUGUCCUGGUACGCCACACAGGUCUCCUACCAUUUCUUCGACCCGAACACGCCAAUUAACGCCAGGUAUGAGUUUGGUCCCGCCCUCUUCGUCGGGUGGGCGGCUGCCAUCCUGAUGAUGUUGGGCGGUUCGUUCCUCUGCUGCUCCUGCGUUAACGAGGACAGAAGAGGACAGCAGUUCUACCGGCAAUCUCAACCCUCUACAGCCAGGGAGGAUGAGUUGUUGAGUGAGACUAGUUUCCCUGACUGACCAACCCUCCCUGCCUUUAUUCGAGGACUGUCCGAGCUCCACUCUCUGUAUCUGUGUCCCUCACUCCCACCUAGAAUCCAAAUUUGGACACUUGUCUGUACGAUUGGACAAAUGUCUCUUCUACACCCUACAUACUUAAAAUCUCUGUGCCUUUUUUUCAACAUCUGAUCAAUAAACGUGUUCGAAAAACUGUCACCCCAUAUCUGUUGUGUGCUAGCCCCGAAACGUUUGACCCCUCUUUGUUUGUAACCUUUGUAAAUAUGUAUUCUUGUAGCAUGCACGUGAAAAAACACCCUCCGAAGCAUGGACUGUUUCAUUGCAAUACGUCUGAAACGGUGGAUCUGCCGUUUUCCUUGUAACUCAAACAUGUUUUGUUUUUCUUUUAAAUUGCAGAGCAAAUGUUAAAAGUUCUCCACCAGAGAAAGGGGAGCAGUACUUGUAGUUUGGGAGAGGGCGACUUCGUGGGUCACAAGCUGUUAGAUUUUGGCAACAGACAAGACACUCUCUUUCGGUAAAAAAGCAAAGAACUCCAGUAAAAACGCAUCCUAGAAUUAGAAAGCCAGCUGACAUGUUUCCCUGUAAUACAGACAAUGCAGAGCAAAGCAAUGCAUUUCCAAACAACAUGUGACUGUGUACUGUAGUAAAAAAAAAAACAAAUGUCAGAAAUUUGAUAAGGAGUGAGCCGCAACAGCAUUAUCGCAUAUACGUGUGCGACAAAUAUGUCAUUUUUUUGUUACAGUUGGAGUUUGUUAUACUUGCCGAAAAACUAUAUCACUCAUCUGGAGAGCAUUGAUUCAGGGUACAUUAUAAUGCAUUUAAAUAAUUAUGCAAAUCUUCGACAUGUGCAGUGUAAUAUACUUUGCUAUAACUGUGUUUUGACUCACAAAUGUCUUUUAGUUUGCUAAUAGUUGGUGUAUGUCAGAUGGAUCUUUUACCCAAGGUAAAAUCAAUUGUUUUUUUCCUUAUUUUUUGUUCAUAAAUGUAUAGUACGUAAACUUCGAGGGGUUUGUCGCUGUUGAUUUUGCUUCGAACGAGACCCACGUGCGACACGGAUACAGUUAAAUCUCUUGGAAACUCUCUAGUGCACUUAUGAUGUGUCUUGGUGAAUUGUAUUCAACCUGCAUUGAAAGGCACUAUUUAUCACAAAUAAUGUCUUUAAAGUGGUCGCGGAGUCUGUAGGUUGUCAUUAGAAAUUUUUUAGUUCAUGUGCCACCAAUUAUGUUACCUAAUAUUCACGUAUGUAUCAUCUCAUAUGAUGUAUCGAGCUUUCUGUUUAUGUUUUAAAAUAAAAUAAACUAUACAAAGA
This is a messenger RNA of Labeo rohita (rohu), 2337 nucleotides long. It is a transcript of the gene cldn19, whose product is annotated as claudin 19. The record is from RefSeq and is a predicted model, not a curated record. The transcript has 5 exons. Gene Ontology annotation, molecular function: structural molecule activity. The coding region runs from base 375 to 1031 and encodes 218 amino acids. Lineage: Eukaryota; Metazoa; Chordata; Actinopteri; Cypriniformes; Cyprinidae. Gene Ontology annotation, biological process: cell adhesion; bicellular tight junction assembly. Gene Ontology annotation, cellular component: plasma membrane; bicellular tight junction.